Messenger RNA from Colletotrichum chrysophilum, 9735 nucleotides. RefSeq names its product NRPS. Lineage: Eukaryota; Fungi; Ascomycota; Sordariomycetes; Glomerellales; Glomerellaceae. Gene Ontology annotation, molecular function: catalytic activity; phosphopantetheine binding. Gene Ontology annotation, cellular component: cytoplasm. The record is from RefSeq and is a predicted model, not a curated record. Gene Ontology annotation, biological process: amino acid activation for nonribosomal peptide biosynthetic process; secondary metabolite biosynthetic process. Bases 1 to 9735 code for a protein of 3244 amino acids. The transcript is spliced from 5 exons.
AUGAACGGAGCGGCUUCCAGUAACGGGAGCGAGGGAGCUAUGCAACGGCUGAAAGCCCUCUGCUCCACCGUCCUUUCCAUUUCAGUCGAGGAUAUUGACGAGGGCUCAUCAUUUGUUUCUCUUGGCGGCGAUUCUUUUAGAGCCGUGACUCUAUUCCAGAAAUGCACAGAACAGGGGCUCGCAGUGCGCUUCCAAGAUCUUCUCCACAAGCCAUUAGUCGAUGUAGCAGCCUAUGCAGAGAAGGCUGCGGAGGGAGAUGAAGCCGGAUCUUCAAGCAGAGAAGGCUCUGAUAGAGACGAGACGUACCACCUGAUGCCUUCAGAGUACGACUUCACCAAGGUGUUCGAUGAACUGAAGGCAAAGUACGGUGUGAGCCUAGAUGACGUCGAGGACAUCUACCCCUGCAGUCCUAUGCAGGAGAACAUGUACAUCGGCCAGAAGAUGAGCUCCAAGCGGCUUUACCGGUCACGCGGAUUAUUCGAAGCAGACUCCGCGUUUGACUUUGAUAGGUUCAAGGGCGCUUGGAACGACAUCGUUCAACGACACCAAACUCUUCGGACAGUUUACAUCGAGACUGCGGACCCCACGUCAGGCCGCCUACUUGACGCAGUUGUACUCAAGAACAAGCCGGGGCAGGUGAAGAUCAGUCACUACGAUGAGGAAUCGGAAGUGCAUCGAAAAUUCCACGACGGUGCAAUUGAUGACGGAGAAAAUGGGGACGAUCAACAUCAAAUCAUUAUCUACGCCAGCUUAAAAAAGCAACAUCACGGAAGAGUCUUCUUUCAGGUGGAUCUUAAUCAUCUGACCGUGGAUGGCAGCUCUCUCAUGAUUAUCGUCGAAGAGCUCGUGAAGGGCUUGAGAGGAGUUCCAAGUCUCGGGCCUGCCACAGGCUACGGAAAGUAUAUCGACCAUCUACGGAAUCAAGUGGAUGAGGACGGCGCACUGGAUUACUGGAUCGACUAUCUCGACGGAGCAGAGCCAUGUUACUUCCCAACCAUGAACGACAACAUGAAGGGAGAUGGUGGGUCUUUUGAGGUCCUGGAGAUGUGUCUGGACACCUCACUUGAGCAGCUGCGGAACUUCUGCCGCAAUUUCAACGCAACAGUAUCGAACACGCUGCAGGCCGUUUGGGCUCUCGUUCUCCACACAUACACCGGCGACUCCAACGUGUGCUUCGGCUACCUCUCUUCUGGACGCAGUUUACCUAUACUCGGAGUCUCUGAGAUCGUUGGGCCCAUGAUGAACUUGUUAGUCUGUCGAGUGCGCGAUAUGACGAGCAAGUCUCUCAGCGACCUCUUGGGUGAGAUCAGACACGAUUUUGUUCACUCUCUUCCACAUCAAUGCUUCUCCAUUGGCAAAGUACAGCGAAUUCUGGGCACGAACGAGAGCAAGCUAUUCAACACGAUAAUGACCUCCUACUACUCCCCCACCUUGAGCAAUGAGACUAGCAACAUGUUCAAGCUAGUCGCAUCACAUAAUGCGUCGGACUUCGACAUCGUCCUGAAGGUUGUCUAUUCCGAUUCCGACAUCCGCGUACGGCUAGCCUACUCAACAGGCACUUUGUCCUCAGCAAUGGCGAAGGGUGUUUCUCACACAUUUUCUGCCAUUCUCAAGAGUCUCGUUGAGGCAAGUGAGCCGGAUACCUCCGUCCGGUCCACCGCGGCGAUCAGCCCACAAGGCUUGCGAGACAUCACAGAAUGGAACCACCAAAACUCACUUCCGGAAUUGUCGCCAACCUGUGUUCAUCGCCUCAUAGAGGAGAGAGCUCGUUCCCAGCCUGAUGCGCCUGCGAUCUGUGCGUGGGAUGGCGAGAUGACUUACCAAGAACUCGACGCCGCAGCGACUCAUGUCGCCAGCUACAUCACAAAUCUUGGCAUAGGCCCUGGGUCAUACGUCCCUCUCUGCUUUCAGAAGUCAAGGUGGUACUCUGUGGCUCUCUUAGCCGUGAUGAAGAGUGGAAACGCAUUCGUCCCACUAGACUUAUCUAACCCUCCUGCGAGAAUCCAGGAGAUUCUCAAACAGCUAGGAAUCUCGGAAGAUCAUGGACUGAUCAUCUGCUCACCACAACAAGCUUCAGACUUGGCCUCCUCAGCCCGCAAUGUCUUGGAACUAGACGAAGAGCAACUGUCAGCUAUUGCUUCGGCAAAGACCGUACCGCCUCUUCCGACCGUCACCCCCAAGGACCCAGCCUAUGUGAUCUUCACGUCAGGGUCUACCGGAACUCCAAAAGGUGUUGUCAUCGAGCACGGAUCGUAUUCUUAUGCUGCCCGAGCCCACAGCAAGGGCAUUCAGAUUGAUUCCGCAUCUCGUGUCCUUCAAUUUGCCUCGUACGGAUUCGAUACCAGCAUGGAAGAUCACCUCACGACGUUCGCGCAGGGUGCUUGCCUCUGCGUCCCGUUCGAAAGCGCACGACUGAGUAUCCCUGACUUGGCGGCUUUCGCGACGAAAUCGAAAGCAAACUGGGCUCAUCUGACUCCCUCCUUCGCUGAAAUGCUGAGCCCGAGUCUCAUGCCAACAAUGAAGACCAUGGUUCUCGGAGGCGAGGCCAUGUCGGGGAAGAACGUCCAGACUUGGGCGAACCCAGGCCAGACGAAGCUGAUACAAGUCUACGGACCAUCCGAAUGUUGUGUGACCAGCACCAUCGGAGCAGAAAUGUCCGCUGACGGUGAUCCAACGAACAUCGGCACCCCAGUUCCGGGAUGUUCUGCAUGGGUUGUGCGACAGGAAGACCCCAAUGUUCUACAAGCCGUUGGGGCUGUAGGAGAGCUGCUCAUGGAGGGUCCAAUUCUGGCCCGAGGCUACUUAGACAGUCCAGAACUGACGGAUGAGGCGUUCGUGACUGGUCUUACGUGGGCACCUGAGAAACGGCUCUACCGGACUGGAGAUCUCGUCAAGUAUGACUCUGACGGAAAGCUUCACUUCGUAGGACGUCGGGACGGCCAGGUCAAGCUCAGGGGCCAACGAAUGGAGCUCGGUGAGAUUGAACAACAGCUGGUGCUAGAGCCAAGUGUCCAGCAUUGUCUCGCUCUUGUUCCCAAGGCAGGGCCAUGUGCUAAAAGGCUAGUCGCGUUCGUGACUUUGGCUGAAGCUAGCACGACGACACACUCUGCGAUUAUGACGCUGUCGACACCGAUUGAGACUUUGAGUGGUUCUUGGUCAGAGCACAUCAGUCAAAUCAGAGACUUCCUCCUCGACAGAAUUCCACCCUACAUGAGUCCGGAACUGUGGAUCGUCUUGAAGUCCAUGCCGGGGAACUCCUCUGGGAAAAUUGAUCGGAAACGAUUGAAUAAGUACCUCGAGCAUCUCACUCAGGACCAGUAUACCAGCUUCCUGUCCCGGUUGCAAGAUGAGAACUCUGAGCGCCCAGGAAACGAGACAGAGUUGCUAUUGAGAAGUAUCUGGAGCGAAGUAUUAAACGCGCCCGAGGAAGAGAUCCGGUGGAACAGUUCCUUCUACUACCUCGGGGGUGAUUCGAUAUCUGCAAUGACGGUCAGCAGCAUGGCGAGACAGAAAGGCCUCAAUGUAUCGGCCGCUGACGUUCUACGAUCCCGAUCUAUUGAGCGUCUGGCCAAAUCGACUUCUCGAAUCACGCAGGACAAUCAUAAGCCCGUUGCCGCUUCAGAAUCAGCAGUUGAGCCAGCGGCCGGAGAGCCGUUUCCCCUCUCGCCUAUCCAGCAGCUUCACUUCCAGGCCUCGCCCACCGGAGACAGCCUGGAUCAGCAGACCAUGGUUGUGCAGGUGACAAAGAAGGUCGACCAAGAAACUCUGCUUAGUGCUUUCGAGUCUCUCAUAGAAGCCCACCCUAUGCUUCGCGCCCGAUUCGACUGCCACAACGGCGAAUGGGCUCAGAGGACCACGAACUCGGAAUUGCACCAGAAUUGCCGGGCGAGGUUCCACAGCCGAGAUCAACUCGACUAUGUCGUUGGAUGCAUCAGCGAGUCCAAGCGAUCGCUCAACAUUGCCUCUGGGCCUUUAGUAGGAAUCGACUUCUUCGAGUCGAGACGACAAACGCUACUUUCCAUCACGAUCCACCAUCUUGUUGUCGACACUGUGUCUUGGCGAACCCUCUUCCGCGAGCUAGAGAACUUCCUUCUCUUCGGCGGCCAGAUAGAGGCGGAGGCUACAACAUUCCAAUCAUGGUGUCAUGCUCAGAAACAACACGCCGCGGAUCUGCAGAUCGAUGAGGUCCUGCCAUCCGUGAACAAGAUACCCUCAACUGACCUAGCAUUCUGGAGUAUGGACGACAAGAGCAACACCUUCAAGUCUACCGUCACUCAUAAAAUCUCGCUGACUCCGGAGUUGACGAAAUCUCUGUCCUCUGCGCGCGGUACCUCGAACUUCGCGGCCUUGGAUAUCAUGAUCGCUGCCAUCGGGGAGUCAUUUUACGAAACGUUCGGACGCUCCCCCGCGGUCUUCAUUGAAGGACACGGCCGAGAGACAUUCUCUCACGAUAUGAAUCCAUGGGAAACCGUGGGUUGGUUCACGACGUUCUUACCUGUCCUCGUUCAGCAUCACGAUGAUAGUCUAGCGACGCUGAACAGUGUCCGCGAGCUCCGCGCUAACACUCCGUUGAGUGGGCUGCCAUAUUUCAUGUCACGGUUCCUCAACAGCGAGGGUAUCGAUGCGUUCAAGCACCGCCACUGGCCGAUGGAAAUCACUCUGAACUACCUCGGCGCCUUCCAACAGUUUGAGAGACAAGCUUCACUUUUCAACAGAUGCGAUGAUGGCCUCCAAUCAAGACUGUCAGAACUGAGACGUCAACAGCGCGCCGAUUCGACGAGAUACUCCCUCAUCUCUAUCCUUGCGGUGAUGAAGGACGAACAGUUGUCGAUCGAGGUGGAGUGGAACUCUCAGAUGAACCACCAAGAUCAGCUCAAAGAUUGGGUUUCUCAGCUUGAGCAGAGCUUCGAGCAGGUCACCAAUAGACUGGCGACUCAAGACCUUCCCGAUUCGCCCAUCGAAAACCUUCCUCCUUCAGUUGGCCUCAACUCAAAGAGACUCAUGUCUGUCAUGGGCUUGGCAAAGUCCAAACUCCGCCUCCAACCAAGCCAGAUUGAAGCUGUUUAUCCUUGCUCCCCGAUUCAAGACAGUCUCAUGCUUUCCCAGUUGAAGAAACCCAGCAAUGUCUACAGCCAACAUUUUCUCUUCAAGCUAUCUGGAGACGACCCCAUACAGCCCGAGAAGCUCUAUACGGCCUGGAAACAGGUUGUCGCAGCCCAUCCCAUCCUGCGUACCGUGUUCCUGGAAGAGGACGACGGAGGUUUCCUGCAGGUUGUUGUGAAAGCUGUGGCGCCUGAGAUUGAGAUUUUGAGACUCGAGGAUGAAGAAGACCUGCAGGAGCUCUGGGAGAAACAGUCCACUUCACGUGGGCCGUCCCCUCUCAGUGGCAAGAUCCUACACAAGUUGCGGAUCUACUCAGCUAAAGAUGGCUCGGUCUACUGCUUCCUGGACAAGAACCACAUCAUCACCGAUGGCACGACGUCGAGGCUUCUGAUCCGGAAUUUCCUGGACGCAUACGAAUGCCGACCGAGAGGCGAUGCAUGCCCGUACUCGAACUACAUCAAGUACACCUCGGAGCAGAACAUGGCUGACAUCAUCAGCUACUGGACACGUUAUCUAGAUGGUGCUACUAGCUGCCAAUUUCCAAAGCUUUCCCACGCAAAGGUUACCUCCGGCCAGCACAUGGAGUUCGCUCGCACAUCAUCCGCCUUCCCGAACACGGCCUCUCUGGAGAAGGCUUGCCGGUCACUGGACGUGACUCUCCCGAUUAUCUUCCAAACGGCCUGGAGCGUGGUCUUAUCCACGUAUCUGAACUCUGACGACGUAGUCUUUGGGCUACUUUCGCAUGGCCGGGAUGCGCCAAUUGUGGGAGCUCAGGAGAUUAUAGGACCUAUGGCCAGCAUCGUGCCUGUGAGGUCUCACCUCACUCCGACGACAAAGGUUUCUGACGCUAUCAAAGCCAUGUGGGAAGACGGCAUUGCGCAUAUGUCUCGGCAAACAAUUUCCCUGGCUCGUAUCCAGCAUUCUGUGAAGAGAACCGGCGACGACAUGUUCAACACCAUUCUCAACUUCCAGAAGACCAGCGCGGCGUCUCCUUCCUCAAGCGUCACAACAGAGCUGCUGUACGCCCACGACACGAGCGAAUACGAUCUCGCCGUCUGCAUAACCCAUGAUCAAGACCAUCUUGAGGUCACGCUCGAGUAUCCGCACCAUUUCCUCUCCGAGACUCAAGCACAACGUCUGCUAUCGGUCUACAUUGCCGCCGUGCAGAUGAUGAUCCGAGAUCCAGACGUCAGCAUCAGCGAGCUCUGCCUCGCCACCGACAUGGAUAGGGACCAGCUGCAGGAAUGGAACUCCGUUGAACUCGAAACCAGCAAGCGCUGCAUCCACGAAAUGAUCUCAGAGACAACACUUCGCCAGCCUGCAAAACCUGCCAUCUCCUCCUGGGACGGCGAUCUCACCUACGCGCAGCUGGACCUCUUGUCCACGAAACUCGCCGCUCAGCUACAAGCCAUCGGGGCCAAACCAGAUGAGGUGGUUGUUCUGUGCUUCGAGAAGUCCAUGUGGGCAGUUGUUUCCAUGCUCGCCGUCGCCAAGGCUGGCGCAGCAUUCGUUCACAUCGAUCCCAAGGGCGCGCCGAAGAGGACUGAGUUCGUCAUCAAGCAGACCAAGGCACGAAUUGGGCUGGCUUCAUUGGAGCAAUACGAGAACUUCGUGUCUCAGGUUGACACAAUCCUAAUUGUGAACAAACCGUCAGUCGUGGGACUGCCGACACCGAACGUGAACGAUGUCGUCUCUGCUUCUGCGGAGCCCUUCAACACCCUCUACAUCAUCUUCACAUCAGGAACGACGGGCACACCCAAAGGAGUGGUGAUUCAGCACAAGUCAUUCUGUUCAGCUGUGGUAGCAAACAGAUCAUGGCUCCAGAUCCGGGCCAACUCUCGCGUCCUCCAGUUCACCAACUACUGCUUCGACGCAUCGCUCGAGGAGAUCUUCACUGUGCUGGUUGCGGGCGGUUGCAUCUGCAUCCCAUCCGAAAAGGAACGCAUGACUGACAUUCCCGGCUUCGUGGAACGAAAGAAGGUCAACUGGGCCGCUUUUACUCCCUCCUUCCUUCGAACUCUGGACCCAUAUGACCUGAAGUCGGUCAAGUUCAUCACCGUGCACGCCGAACCCAUGGGUCAAGAUCUGGUGGCUCGAUGGGCAGACAAGAUACACAUGCGGCCAAGUUACGGCCCGACUGAGUGUUCGGUCACCAGCACCGUAGGUCUUCGCUUCACGCCUGAGACGGACGCCACGAACAUUGGUUUCCCCAUCGGUUGCCGAGGAUGGAUUGUGCACCCCGACAACCAAGAGAUCUUGAUGCCCGUCGGUGCGGUGGGCGAGUUGCUCCUCGACGGACCGAUCGUAGGAAAGGGCUACCUCAACGACGAUGCCAAGACCGACGCUGCCUUCAUCGACCCUCCUUCAUGGGCUGUUCAGGCUGAGUCAAUCUUUGGCAGCAGCCCGCCUGAGAGGAAAAUGUACAAGACGGGUGAUCUCGUCAGGUUUGCCGAAGAUGGUAGUCUUCUCAUCCAGCGACGCAAGGAUCAUUCUCAAGUCAAAAUCCGUGGUCAGCGUGUGGAGUUGGGUGAGAUUCAGCAUCACCUCAAUAAGCUUUCCGGUGUCAUUCAACACAGCAUGGUGUUUAUGCCCAAGGUUGGUCUUCUGAAGGGCCGACUCGUUGCGGUCGCGAGCUUGACUGCUCUUUCUGCGGGGCUCGAUACAGGCAAUUACGGUGUCCAGGCUCUCAAGACGGUCAACAAGGAAGCUUUAGGUGACGAGGGUCGCAAGAGAGUGAGCCAAACGUUGGACGACAUCACGUCUAUGCUGGAGAAGGAUCUGCCCCACUACAUGAUACCGGAAACAUGGCUCAUCGUGCAGAGUCUGCCGGUGCAAUUGUCACUUAAGCUGGAUCGCCAGCGUGUCACGAAUUGGGUGGAAGGUCUUGACAAAGCAGUCCUCCAGUCGGUUCUCGAGCUAAGCCAACACGCCGGCGCUGAGACUCAGCAUGGGUCUGAGAUUGAGGAAACCAUCCGAAAGAUUUGGGGAGAGGUCUUGGGCAUGGAUCCUGCGAUGCAAGUGAUGCGUCUUUGCAAAACUGCUGGCCUCCACGUUACGACCCAAGACGUCCUUGCCAACCCAACAGUGAAGCAACUUGCACUUAUCGCGACUCCAAAGCCUGUUCCAGACGUCAUCGUGACGGCUCGGCCACCAAUGUCUCGGGCCAACACCUCGGCCGCCUCGCCCGUUGCCACUCGAACCAUCACAUCCGUAUCUGCGCCAACUACCCCGAGAGAACCCUUCAUGCCGAUAAUGCCCACGCCUCCUAGAUCACCCGAAGAGCCGAUCCAUCACUCACCAUUCGUCAAGUAUCUCUCCGCCAGAGACGGCAAUGUCGAAGCUGUCGUCCCCUGCACGCCGUUUCAAGAGCGAAUGUACCGGGCCUUCGUCAAGAAGCCCCAGAAACCAUACCUCUUCAACAGCCUUGUCCUACUGAAGGGCAUCGAUGAUGGUGCCGCUGUAAACCUCAACCGGUUGUUCCAAGCCUGGCAACAGACAGUAGACCGCCAUGCCAUUCUGAGAACCGUCUUCAUCCCCGACCAGGCAGCAGGCAAAGUCAUUCAGAAAGUCUUGAAGAGGCACAAGGCCGACAUCGCAACCCUCUCAGCAAUGUCUGAAGCAGAUGCCAUCACCCAGAGCCAAGGUCACCUCAACGCUACCCGGAUGUCUCUCUUCAAGAACAACGCCCCACCGUUGUCUGUUCGGAUCUUGAUGACUCUGGACCAGCAAGUCUAUGUUCACCUCGUCAUGGGCCACAUCGUCAUAGACCACGUCAGCUUGGAUCACGUCUUUGCGGACUUUGCAAGCUUUUACCGGGGACAAACACCUGCACCUGCAACGCUGCCCGCCGGGUUUGGAAGCUACGUUCAGCAGCUCUCACAGACCCGAGACAUUCCUGCCAGCAACCAGUUUUGGGUCAAUAAGUUGAAGGAUGUGAAGCCGUACAUGGUUCCGUCGGAGUCCAUGGUAAACGGCAGCGACCAUCACUCCAUGGGUGCCGUCAACUUCUCUCUGGACAUCACGGACGAGAUGCGGUAUUUCCUCCGCGAAGCUGGUAUCACGCUGUCUAAUCUGUUGCAAUUCACAUGGGCGAUGGUCCUGCACGUGUACACGGGCCAUGCAACCAUUUGCUUCGGCCACCUUGUGUCGGAUCGCGACAUUGACCUGCCUCAUGCCGACGACAUCGUAGGCCCAAUGUUGUCGCUUAUGAUAGCCCGGGCAGCCGUCAAAGACUCAACCGUCCUGGUGGACGCUUUGCGCGCGUUUCAAGAGGACAGCAUCCUCAGUUUGAGGCACAAGAUCUUCGAUCUGACGGAAGUGGAGCGACAGCUCGGUUGCCAAAAGACUGGACUCUUCAAUACUCUUGUCAACUACAGAAAAGUGAAGUAUUCCGGAGGUGAUACAGAUGUUAAUUUCAAGUCCGUCUGGAAGCAGGAUCCGCACGAGCAACUCUUAGUCCUUGCUUUCAACGAGGAACCUUCUAAACUCGAUGCAUCCUUGACUUACUACGAGUCUCUUUUUUCGAAGCAGACGCUGAACACGUUAGCGGAGGCCUACUGUCGCAUUCUUCAGAUGCUGGUCGGUGGCAGGCAUAGGACGGUUGGAGAUAUGAAGGCUGUGUUGAAUUCAUAA